UUGUACUGUAUAAAAAAAACAUAAACUUAAUAAAAUGCCCGAGCAAAUUGAGUCAAGCGCGAAACUAAAUGUUAGCAGUGAGAUUAAGUCUCCAACUUACGAUUUAAAAAAGUUCCAGCUUAAGCGCAUACUCAAUAACAACAGUAAAUCCAAGAGUAUAACAUUACUGGGCACUUUUCCGGAUUUAUCAGAAACUGACGCGGCAAUUGUAGUUUUUGAGAAAAAUGCUUACCGGGAGAGUGAUGUGGCAACUGAAGUGCCAGUGGAAAAGAAGUCUGAGUCCGAGCCGAAGCCUACUUAUUUUAGCACAGAUUUGAAAGUACGGACUGAUUUUGUUAACAAUAUCUAUGGCAGUUUCCAGUGUGUACCGAACCCAGAGCUUUGUGCCGUAAAGAGCACAGUAAUCUACCCGGCAACCGAAAAGCACAUUGAGAAGUAUUCAAUUUGUCAGAAGUACCUUAUUAAUGAAACUCCAGAUCUCUAUGAAACCGUAACGCUCCCUUAUAUUACCUCAAGCCAAUUCUCACUGGAUUGGGUAUACAACAUUCUCGACCACAAACAGGAAACGGAACGUAUUGUUUUCGAGGACAAGGAUCCUGAAACUGGAUUCAUAUUGCUCCCGGAUCUCAAGUGGGAUGGACGUAAUGUGGAGAACCUAUAUUUACUGGGGAUAGUUCGUAAUCGUGGUAUCAAAUCGCUUCGAGAUCUCAACGACAGUCAUCUGCCGUUGCUGCGAAAUUUACGUGUGACGGCCAAGCAGGCAAUACUCCAGCGCUACGGCUUAAAUCCCUCACAGCUUCGAAUGUACUUCCAUUAUCAGCCGUCUUUCUAUCAUCUGCAUGUACACAUUAAUCCCAUUAGAAACGAUGCGCCCGGCAUUUGGUGCGAAAAGUCGCAUAUGCUGGAUACAGUCAUUAACAAUUUGGAACUAGUGCCGGACUACUAUCAACGUGCCUCCCUGCCAUUUGUCUUGUAUGAGGGCAACAAGUUGUUAGACUUGUAUGACAAGCAGUUGGCUGUGCGAAAAGUAGCAGCCCAGAAGGCAGAUGAUCCCGAUACGGUUGCUACUGAUGAAGCAGCAGAAGCGUUCACUGACGAGGAACCGGAAGAGGCUCGACAAUGCAAGCGCAUUAAACUGAGCACCCCAGAAAAGGAACCCGCUGACACUGAGCUCGUGGUAACACCGUGUGCCUAAGUUGGGAAAAAAGUAUUAUCAAUGUGAUUUGAUAAGAUAAUAAAUGAAAUAAAGUAAAAAUGCAUAUAAAUUUG
Molecule: messenger RNA, 1269 nt
Organism: Drosophila innubila
Lineage: Eukaryota; Metazoa; Arthropoda; Insecta; Diptera; Drosophilidae
Gene: Dcps
Product: m7GpppX diphosphatase
Exons: 3
Coding region: 35-1195 (386 amino acids)
Biological process (GO): deadenylation-dependent decapping of nuclear-transcribed mRNA
Cellular component (GO): nucleus; P-body
Molecular function (GO): RNA 7-methylguanosine cap binding; hydrolase activity
Source: RefSeq, a predicted model, not a curated record